Molecule: messenger RNA, 2082 nt
Organism: Seminavis robusta
Lineage: Eukaryota; Bacillariophyta; Bacillariophyceae; Naviculales; Naviculaceae
Source: the annotation of a GenBank genome assembly
GCUUCCUCGGUCCCCCGCUCUCAGAACGUUCUCGGAACAGGCGCUUUCGUGGUGACGACUUAUUCGUGAUAUUGGGUCCAGUCACAAAUAUACCCACACCACACAUUAGUUUUUGUGUUUUCUCCUUGGCUUCUCCGUCUCUUCAUCCAAAGCUCCAGGUCAACAAUUCUUUGGCAGAGCAGCUCGAACACAAAUAAUAAUCAAACCAUGGGCAAGAACAAGAAGCGCAGCAAAGGAUCCAGUGGUGGCGACUCUAGUAGUGGAGCGACAACCACUUGGGACAGUGCCCAUCAUGCAUUGCGACAAGAACAACAAGCAAAUAAACGGCACAAAAAGCAGCAACAACGGCAGGAAGGAGAAGAAGGAGAAGGACAAGUCAAGGAAGACAAGCAUCAAGUCAAGGAAGAACGACGGUUCAAACUAACUGCCAAAUUGACGCAUGAUUCAAGAGUAAAACGAGAAGGAGCCAAAUUGCGUCUGAACAUUACCAAGACCCAACGAGAAAUUGAAACACUGAGAGAACGAUUGCGAAAAUGGGACAACGCCGAAGAACAGGAGCGUCGAGAUGAAGAGGAACGCAAACGAAAGGAACCACCCAAAAAGAAGGGUCGAUUAGGUCCCGAAUCUUGGAAACUCAAGGGCGCUGCUCGUCCCGCUUGGAUGGUCAAUGAAUUCGAUGUCCGAUACGAGUGUCCUCAUCUAAAGGCGCACGAAGAAGCUCGAGAAAAAGCCAAACGAGUACAGAAUCUACUCGUACUCUACAAGGGGAAAUUUGGACAACAAUUUACGGAUGACGACCUUUCCUAUCCCUAUCGACGACAACUUCUCGCACUUCUCAUGCAGUACGGUCUACUCAACAAAGAAGCCAGCAAGUUCAAGACGGCACGGACUGCCUUGUUGGAAUGCCUCGAUUUGGACGGCAUUCAACAUCCCAUCACCAAUGCCCGAUGUCACUUUAUGCGACUCUAUCUACAGGUCAAUCGACCCCAGUCGGUACAUGAACUCUGGAACACACGACUCUCCGCUGCGGGCAAACAGGAAACAUCCGUUUGGGUCCUCUAUUCGGUGGCAUUGGUGGAAUAUAUUCGUUGGAACGACUUUGGGGAAUCCACACGCCAACAAGCUGAACAGGCAUUGCUACGAGCGUUUGACGGCAAUCCACUAUGUGCCUAUUACUUGGCAUUUUCCGAUUUUUUUCAUCAGUACAUGGAAUACACCGAUGACAUUGAAGAUGCCGGCGAUCUACCAGGGCAGGCCAUUGAGUACUGUCAUGACGAACAAAUGGGCAUGUGGAUGGGGACCGAGGGUGCCUUGCAAUGGGUGCAAGAUACACUCUUGCGUGCCAAGACAGAUUUCGAUUGGAAUCGUCACCUCGAAAUGAUUGAAACGGAGCACAAGGGAAACGGUCAAGGCGAUCAGAAUGGAGAGGACGAAGGAGAGGAGGAGUCACAGGAAGACCAAGCGGAUCUUCUCAUGUUUGUGGGCAUGUUUCGAACCACCAUGGAAAUGCUAGAGGCCAACGGAUCGCUAUUGCGGGUGUCACCUGCAAUUGUGGAAGAUGCGAAGGACAACAAGCAACCGGAAGGACAACAAGAGAAGGACCACCAAUCGGAAGAGGGUGAAGGGUCGCCGGACGACAGCGAUUGAGAGAAGAGCUUUUGAACUUUUCUGCGGAAGAUUUGAGUCAGUGACUAGCUAGUUGCUAGCUAAUAGUGCGACUCCAACGCUCUACACCCUCUAGCUAGUCUAGAUCAAUCCGACGGUAUUGCCUCUGUAUUGAUGGCUUGGCUCUAGAAUCUCUUAGAUCUGUAGUCUCCUAGAAAUCCCUUUGAAGAUCUUGUGAACCCGAGACGCUACAGAGUGUAGUCAGGUUUGGAUUGGAUGAUUCAAUUCAAUUCAUUAAACCAGGAACAUGAGAUCCCUCCUGUCCUGCACAACAGGAACCACACCAUCAAAAUGCUAGCCUCACAGGGCAUGCUACUAAACCUUGCCUUUAAGCAGGAAAACAAACACAAGAAACGUACUGUUUGGGACCCUUCCACCUCAUACUAAUAGAGCAUAAUCUAAGAUACAAGAGUUACU